Messenger RNA from Theileria orientalis strain Shintoku, 567 nucleotides. RefSeq lists its product as hypothetical. Bases 1 to 567 code for a protein of 188 amino acids. NCBI's taxonomy places the organism in Eukaryota, Apicomplexa, Aconoidasida, Piroplasmida, Theileriidae. The record is from RefSeq and is a predicted model, not a curated record. The transcript has 4 exons.
AUGUUUAAGUGUAGAGCGUGCUCAGGAACUCCAUUUGCAGCCUUUUUUGGUUUUAGUGACGCCGUAGACAAUGAAAAGGAAGAUGAGAAUAAAGAUACCUCGGAUACAGAUGACGGAGGUUCAGCAGUUAAAGAAGGAGAAGAAUUGUCAAAUGUAGAACCGGAAGAAAUGAACGAACCCCGUAAUUCUGAGGAGGUGGGAUACCUAGUAAAGACAUGGGAUACAUACGUACACGAGAGAGCAAAAUCACUCUGGAGCAAUAGUAAGAAUAGAAGAGAUGUGUUAAAAAGCAUUGCUCGAGGAUGUAGAAGGGAGGACGACCCAGUAUUGGGAAACGACCAUUACUGUGUUAAGUGGAUAGGAAAAUAUGAAGACGGAUAUCCAGUAAUACUAAUGUCGAGACCAGGAGAUGAAGAAGAAACUACCACAUUCGUGAACAGAGUGUUGGUGUUCCUUUUCGCAGACCAAGAAUCUUACGAGAAGAUAGACGCUAGUAAUCGUACAGCGUUCCCAAUGUUCUGUGGUGAUAAGUCGUGCAUCAACCUAACUCACAUCCUGUUAGACUAG